This is a messenger RNA of Linum tenue, 338 nucleotides long. The record is from the annotation of a GenBank genome assembly. NCBI's taxonomy places the organism in Eukaryota, Viridiplantae, Streptophyta, Magnoliopsida, Malpighiales, Linaceae.
CUCUUAGCAUUUGGGAAGGAGUACACUCUUGCCAUAUCCGAAGUUCUUUAGUUCGCAGAGUAGUCUGUGAUCAUGCUUGCAUAUUGUUGUACAUGAUACUCGAUUAGAGUUAAUUAGUUAGCUGAAUGCAUUAAGAACUUUGCUCUCAAGAAAAAUCAAAUGCAGCCUCUGCAACAGGCAUUGGGGAUGCUCUGAGACAAUAAUAAUGGACUUCCUGGUAUAUGCUCAUCAGAGGAAGAGAUCCAGGAUCCUGGCGUGCUGGUGCAGGAAGUGGCAUCCUGUUAGGUCACUGAACAGCAGGGAGAUACUGACUGGUUGCUAGCAUACUGGUUUAGGCU